Molecule: messenger RNA, 2842 nt
Organism: Ambispora gerdemannii
Lineage: Eukaryota; Fungi; Glomeromycota; Glomeromycetes; Archaeosporales; Ambisporaceae
Source: the annotation of a GenBank genome assembly
AUGUUGGAAAUUAAUGAGGCUUUUAAUACGCUAAAAAAAUUAUACGGAAUGGAAAGCCCUGAUGAAGAGGAAAAAGACACCUGUGAUAAUCAUGGCUGCCACAACAAGUUUUCUAUAAGCAGUUCGAGAAAAAAAAUAUAUUCAACCCACGGUGAGAAUGUGCAGAAAACUUCAACAAUACUCAGUCAUUUAAAUGUAAUAUAUGCCAGAGUCGCUGUUCGAAUGAUAUCAAAAAAGAAAGUAAAAAUUGCUGUCAGUGUCAGCAAAAAAUUAGUAAAAAAGUUUAUGGGUUUACCGAUAGGCAGGAAAUAUUUUGUUCCGAACAGUGCCGUAGUGCUUGAAAUGCAGCAUUUAAAUGAAGAAAAGCAAGAGAUUUAUAAUCAAGUCAAUAAUUCACCCAACGAACAAUUUCAAACUAUCUACGACCAAGCCCGAGCAAUGAUAAAUAAAAAGAGAAGCGAAGGAAAAGAAAGUGGGGGCUCCGAAACCCCCUCUUCACCACUUAAUGAUAGAGGGAAUGGAGAAAAUCCAUCAACUAACGAAAAUGAUAACCAUUCUAACUCUCCCCCACCCAACGACCCGUCAAUUACUAACUCUGAUAAGGACUUCCAACAAAUAGCCAAUGCUCCCCUUCCGACUGCUAAAAAAAAAUUAGACUCUUUGACUAGCAGUGAGGAAAUAGCUUCCUUUGCGAAAGAGUUAGAAAAGGAAUUGAAAAAGAAAGAACAAGAAAUUAAAACAACCCCUACUGACAACAAUACGUCCAAAACUGGUCUAAUUAUUGGUGUUAUAGUAGGAGGAGUUUUUUUGCUCGAGGAAGAAUUACGGAUUAAAGGCGGCCAUUAUGUCAAAAACCGUUUAUUAGAUAAAUUUCGCUGCUUGCCUUUGGAAGAAAAACGAGCCCGCCAAAAAGAAAUUAGCACUUUGGUAGAAUUAGAUUCUAAUGGCAUUGGUCGUUAUUGGGAACACAUGCCUAAUCAUAUUUAUCAUAGUGCUCUGACUAUUAUUCUGUUGCUCAAGAUUAAUUAUUUACGGGGCAAAAAUGGCACCGGAAAAAGCACUAUUUUUUAUCUCUUAUUGGGAGUGCUAGUUCCCCAGUCUGGACAAGAAGGUUCAACGGGACAAAAACAAUUAGCCAAUAUUAAUAGCAUUUUGGAGCAGAAAAAACCAGCCUCUCUCUGGCUCUUUGACGAAGCAGACAAUGCCUUGGAUGAAAAUAACCAACAACAGUUUCAAGAAAAAAUUAAAGAAUUAAGCAAGCAUAAAAUGGCCGAGUUAGAAAAUAGAUUAGCUGGUCAGUAUCAUGGGGGGAGCCAAAGAAAAGAAGCCUUAGAAUAUAGAAUUAAUAAAAUUGAUGAGUUGAUUACUAUUUAUCAAACCACGCUUUCUCCCCUCGAUUUAUCCGCCGCCGAGCAAAUUCUUAACCAGCAAAUAGGGUGGGAGGAACAAAAAAGCAAGAUUUUACAUAUAGGACCACCUGGAGUAGGAAAAACUACUUGGGCUCGAAUGUUAGCCCAAGCAUGCCAACGCGAAUUCUUUUUGGUAGCGCUAGGAGGAUUGUCGGACACUUCGGUUUUGGUAGGAACUAGCGAGAGUUCUUCGGGAACCGAAAUCGGACAAUUAGCCCGUGCCCUCAUAGAAACAAAAUCCCCCCACCCUUUAAUUUUAUUAGAUGAAAUUGACAAAACUGGCUCCUCUUUUAAAAAUGCUAUUCAAGACUGUUUAGUAAAUGUUUUAGACCCUACUCAAAAUAAAGAAAUAUUAGAUUAUUAUCUGGAAGUUAAAUUAGAUUUUUCCCAAACGACUUUUGUGAUUACGGCGAAUGACUUGAAAAAAAUUCCGAACUAUUUGCGUUCUCGUAUGCUAAUUAUCGAACUGCCAGGAUACAAUAACGAGCAAAAAAAAGAGAUUGCCCAGAAAAUUAUAAAAACUCGCUUUACUCAGAACGGAGGGCUCGGUCAAGAUAAAUUAGAGAUUACUCCGGAGGCAUUAACAACUUUAAUUAAUAAAACCCGUGAAAAAGGAGUUCGCCAAUUAGAAAAGGGAUUAAAUAGCCUUUUUGAGUAUUGCGAAGGAAAAUGGAUAAAAGAGAUAGGGCGCGGAGAAACCGAAAGCCAAAUUACCAUUACUCCGAACUUAGUUAACCAAAUUAUCCCUCACCCUUUUCCUAAUAUUGAUGAAGAAGAUGGUCCAACCAGGCACCCCGAGCAGAAAAAUUACCACGAGCAGCUAGAAACUUUACGGAAAGAGUUAAAAUUACUCCAGGGAGAAAAAGAUAACAAGCAAAGUGGAUUAAAAUUGGCUAAAUUACAUGCCUUACCUAGUUGGGAAGAAAUUGAAAUUAUUGAAAAAGAGAUUUUAUUAUUGGCCGAAUCUAAGCCUUCUCCACCUAAAGAAACAAAAAAAUUACCAUCCAAUAAAUUAGUAGAAUUAGAGGAAAAAUUGCGUAAUUUACAGCAACUUUCCGACUGGGAAAUACAAAAACUAAAAACCGCCAUCCAAGAUUUAUUAAAAGAGAAAAGCAAAUCCCCGUGGAAUAUCAAAAAUAAUCCGUGGUUUAUUUUAUUUGCUGCCAGUUUAUUAAUUGGAGGAGUUUACAGUUUAAAAAAUCGGCAUUCUGGUUCUAUUAGGAAUAAUCCUAAUAUCCAAUACUUACCCAGUGAAGAAGAAGCCCAACAAAAAAUCAAUCAACUAAAAACUGCUAAAAACCUUGACGACCAACAGGCCACCAUUGAAUUCCUGACUUCUUAUGUUCCCGAAAUUAAAUGUGAAGCCAUUCAUGAUGAGUUAGGAAAACAAUUAGCAAUUACUAAUCAUCAGAAAUAUGAGUCACAGAAAACGG